Messenger RNA from Humulus lupulus (European hop), 575 nucleotides. RefSeq names its product late embryogenesis abundant protein 6. Gene Ontology annotation, biological process: embryo development ending in seed dormancy. The transcript is spliced from 2 exons. Bases 24 to 431 code for a protein of 135 amino acids. Lineage: Eukaryota; Viridiplantae; Streptophyta; Magnoliopsida; Rosales; Cannabaceae. The record is from RefSeq and is a predicted model, not a curated record.
AUCGAUAUAUAUAUAUAGAAAAGAUGCAAAGAGCAAAGGAGAAGAUUGGCAACAUGACGAGCUCUGCCAAGGAGCACGUAGACACUUAUAAAGCCAAAGUCGGAGAAAAGGUAGAGAAAGCUUCAGCGAGAACAGAGGAGGAGAAGAAGAUAGCGGAGGAGCGUAGAAAAGCCAAGGAGGCUGAGGCGAAGAGGGAGUUACAUGUGGCCAAAGCCAGGCAUGCAGAUCAGAAAUUAAGCAGCAAGCAACACCACCACAUCUUACAUCAGGAUCCGCCGCUUGUUGGCACCACCGCCACCACGGCAGCCACCACCACUACCGUUCCUCUUCACGGCCACCACCACCAUGUUGGAACUGCGAACCCCAUGGCCGGCGCUGCUGUACCCACUUAUCCUUUGGGAAGCCACCUACCGGGACAGAAGCAUCUGUAGUUUUUCAUAGCCUCCAUAUAUUUGCUUUUUGUUUUUAUUUUGUCAAGUGUGUAUUGUAACUAAUAAUAAAUGACCCUUUUAUUAUGAUAAGGGCUUUUCUUGUGUACUUAUUCCGUGUGAAGUAAUAUAGUAUGCGUUUUCAGA